Messenger RNA from Drosophila miranda, 2805 nucleotides. RefSeq lists its product as uncharacterized. The transcript is spliced from 6 exons. The coding region runs from base 3 to 2489 and encodes 828 amino acids. The record is from RefSeq and is a predicted model, not a curated record. NCBI's taxonomy places the organism in Eukaryota, Metazoa, Arthropoda, Insecta, Diptera, Drosophilidae.
ACAUGGAUCUGCAACAGUUUCUUUCCUUGGAGCGCAAGCAACUGGAGAAGGACCGAGAGCGUCUUUCCACGGCACAAAAAUGCCCCGCCGCGCUGCUAAUGCAAAAGAGCGACUACAUGCCAGUGCAAUGUCAGCGCAGGGCCAAGGAGUCCAAUGAACUCCUGUCGGAAACGUCUUCCCUAGCAACCGGCAACCAAAACUUAAGCGAACAACUUCACUUGGACUUGAGCCGCCUGGGUGGGCCUGAUGGGGUGUCCGAGGGGAAUGCCAGCCCAUCCAAAUCGACUAAGGAAUUCGCAAACCAGCGUCAGCUGCUCGUUGGAAGCGCCCGUCAAUACAAAUCGCCAGAUGUGUCGUCGCGACGCAAUUUGGAAAGCGGGCGACCGCUAAGUGAGAAUCGCUUGCCAAUCCGACGAACGGAUGAUAUGGAGCAAUGGGUUACGGACACAUUUUAUUCGUAUUUCCCCGGCUUUAACAAUGAAAAUCAGAAACGGCAAACUUAUUUGCGUGAGCGACAGCGCGAGAACCAGCAGAACUUUCUCAAGCACCAGAUGCUUCAUCCGCCGGUCACAAAGCAUCAGCGACCGGGACAAGUGAGGAAGCCAUCGCAACCGUCACCAGCGCCAGCGCCAGCUCCAGCUUUGGCCUCCACACUGGCGCGAUCCAGCCAAUCCAGCACAAGCACCUCGAAUCACAGCACCACGGACAAGACUGAUUUAGAGUUAAUUGUAAAUAGUAACCCGAACUAUGUGCCGCCCAAAGUCCGCUCGACCACCACACGUAACAAGCUGCUGCAGGACCUGGGCCAUGUGGAGCUGUCGAAUAUUGUGACGGGCGACGGGAUUAUGGAGCGUAAUCUGCGUAGUGCCGAGCUGGAGACGGCCCGCAAAAAGGAUUAUCAACGCGAUCUUAUGCUACAGAUUGAGGAGAAGCGCCGCUCCAUAGAGUUGCUCAGGGAGAAGGAGCGUCGACAGGAGGAGGCACUCACCAGACGACUGGAGACCCAACUAAAAACCAUUAAGCUAGAAGAGCAAUUGGAAAAGGAGCGCGUGCGAAAUGAAAAGGCUCGCAUUGACUCGGAACAUAACCGCUUGAUGCGCGACCAGUUGCUGGCCAAGCUGGAGCAGGACGCACAGCUGCUGCUGGUCAAGGAGAGCAACAACCUGGCCGAAACACCGAGAUCGCAUCGGAGUAAAAACAUCCACAACAGCGCAAAUAAUAUUAGCACCGAAGCCACCGCCAACAAGGUGUAUAAAUACUUUAGUAACUCUGCACACCACGAGUACAGACGUGGCCAGCCGCUGCCGCCGGCCGUUGAGCUGGACUUUGAGCUGCCGCAAAUGGCCAAGAUCGAACGAGAGUGCUUCCAUCUGUGCGAGAAGAUAUGCCCGCUGUGCGAUGAGCCCCUGAAGAGCUACGAGAGCUGCUGUCUGCGGUGCCAGCGAAAGCUGGCAGUGAAACUGAAGCAGACGGAAAACGGCAACGAAAAGCAGCCCCAGGAUCAAAUUGGAGAGGAGGAAGAGGAAUCGCCGCGUGAUCCAGACGGCGACCCCCUUCACAACUGCGAGAGCAGCUAUGCCCUGGUCUGCCACAAGUGCGAGCGCUUAUACGCCAUGUGCAGCCAGUGCCUGGCCAAGAGCGAUGUGUGUCGAGCGUGCCAGCGAGAGCGGAAUGUCUGCAUGAACUGUCGCCGCAACUUGUGUUCGUUUUGCCUCGAGGAGGUUGCCUGCGGCCGCAACACGGAACGGACACAUAUCAAUGAGACGGAUGCUGACCGGCAACCACAUUCGGACAACGCCUUUCGAGUACUGGAUCUGAAUUAUGCAGUUCCAGCAGCUAAGGAGUCAACGGCCAGCAACCUGAUGCAAUCCGACGCAUCGCCUCCCUACUCCAUCAACAUUGCACGUAACUCCGUGUUCCAUUCCGACUACAAGUCGACGCCUGUCAAGCCAUCCUUUGUGGAGGAGCUGCCGACGUUUUCGGGGAGUGCUAACGCUAGCCUUGAGAUUGACAGCGCUGACGAGCAGGCCAUGGAGAGGGUUCGGAGACAAACGGACAAGCGCUUAUCGCGCUAUCUCCAAAACUACGGAGAUCUGGCUUCCAAGCAGCAAAAGAAGCUCAUCAAGAAGGAGCAGGAGCAGUUGCAGUUGCACCGCAGCAAGAGUGAAUCCCGUCAUCGUGGAACUCAAACGAUGCCCCAAUCUUUCGCCAGACGCGAUGUGGUCCUGAGAGAGGCCCCUGGGCAUAAUCUAUCGAUGCCGCUGCUGCGUGAAAUGCCCAAAAUGACGCGCAAAGAGACGGGCGCCACAUUGCCCGUGAAUGGACAGCGGGGCAUCGACAGUCUCAAAAAGCGCUGGGAGGUUCCUGCCGUGCAAAAGUUCUCCGUUUCCAACUCAUCGCCCAAAAUCCUCACUCAGGUGGGAGCCAUCCGCAAACAGUUACAGGCUGCCCGGUUCUUGGACGAUGUUGUCGAACCUGAAGAUUAUUGAGGGAUAGAUAACAGCAUUCGUGCACAAGCCCUGCAAGAGAUAUCUUCGAUUAGAUUUCCACACGUUAUUUAUCAGAGUAAAACGAAUUUAAUACCCUUCGAACUCUUCACGUUUUGCGACAUUUGCCAUUAUCAUUUCAAUUCAUAUAUAUUAUGUAGUAAUAGACCUUUAGUAGGCUGUUUCCAAGUGCUUCGGCUGCUUCAGGCAGCAAAUUAAUUACGUAGGCCAUUUUUUUGUUUCUUUUAUACAAAUACUUAUUAAUCACUGAUGUGGUAACUAGAAAGAUGCAAUUAAAGAAAAACUUAUAGUGAAUAAA